Messenger RNA from Oldenlandia corymbosa var. corymbosa, 1223 nucleotides. The record is from the annotation of a GenBank genome assembly. Lineage: Eukaryota; Viridiplantae; Streptophyta; Magnoliopsida; Gentianales; Rubiaceae.
GAUGAUUCUGUCCUCGUCUUCCCGCCACCUCCGCUUUCCAUUUUCGUUUCCCGCCCUCUCAAUUUUAGGGUUCAUUCAUCUCUAAAUUCACUUCCAAUGUUACUCAAAAUCCACAAAAUUCAACUGUUUAGAUAUUCUGAAGAGAGAGUAAGGGGCUAAUACGUAAAUUUUAUAUUGCAAACUGUCUUAAAUGGCUGCCCAAUCUGAUGAUGCUCAUGCUUCGACAUUCUCAGCUCCCGAGUUGGAGUUUUUAGCUGAAGAUGAAUUGAUUGAGAUCGUACCCAAUAUGAGAAUGGAUCCUCUCAACCUCAUUUGUGGUGAUUUCGGUCCUUUCAGACCACAAAUAGCUACCCAGGUACCCGUUUGGUUGGCUGUGGCUUUGAAGAAGAGAGGCAAAUGCACAAUUCGCCCCCCUGAGUGGAUGUCUGUAGAAAAGUUGACUGAGGUUUUGGAAGCUGAAAGAGACACUGAAAAGUUUCAACCCUUGCCAUUCCAUUAUGUGGAAAUAUCCAGGCUUCUUUUUGAUCAUGCGGUGGGAGAUAUACCUGAUGUGUAUCUGGUAAGGUCGCUCAUUGAGGACAUCAAAGAUGUGCGGUUUCACAAGAUUGGGACUGGCUUAGAGAUCAUUUCAAAAGAACGUACCUAUGCAUUGAGGCUUAAAAAUCUGUCAGCAAUGGAAGCAAAUAUAGUGAGGCCUUUUGUCACAAGGUCUCUUCAGACAUUUUAUAAGCUCGGUAGUCCGGACAUGAUACAAGAUCGGGAUGAUUCAUCAAGUCGACAGCCUCAAACUACAAAUCGGGGGCCAAGACGGCAAUUGAAAGAUAGAUGAGGGAGUUCUCAAUAAUACUUCAUCUUGCUUUGGAAUUUCCUCAAUGUUGUUGCUGAUGUAGUGCAUUCUGUAUCCUACCUGGAACUGUUCAAUGAUUUGAGUAAGUUUAUGUAAUUAUUGUUUCUUUGUGACUUUGUUUGUAAUAUGAAAAUGUAUUAAUUUGAUUGUUCUACUGAUGCAUGCACUUCACCUACAACAAUGCCUUUCCGGAAGGGUUUUUUUUUUCAAACACAAGUACUCAAAAAUUAUUGUGAACUUAAGCUUCACGUAUAUUCUUCCGUGAAAAGCUGAAAGAAUAUACAUCAAAUUUGUAUCCUGAUAAAGUUUUCAUGAUUGCUGGAGUUCUUUUGCUUUCAAACUUCUUGGCAUGUCAUCGGAACUUGGAAUUAUGCUU